AUGGGGCUAGGGGCCCCUGUGUCUGAGGGACACAAAGAUUCAUUUAUCCCUCCAGAUGAUAACUGCCCACUCAGGGAGGCCAGCAGCCAGAAAAUCCCCAGGCUCACUGUCAAGGCCCGGGAGCACUGUGUGGCCCUGUUACAGGAGGCUCUGAACAACCACCAGGUGGCAGCAGCGCACACACACAGAUCUGACACACUCUCCUUGGCAGUGGAUAUUGAACAUGAGGUCUUCAAGAUCACCAAGUCUUCCAACCUGUACAAAGCAGCUGUCCUGAAGAGAGUAUCAGAGAUGAAGAAGGGAGGGGCUGCCUCUGCAGGAGGAGGAGGAAGAGAAGGGACCAGCGGCUCUGGGGAAUCCACAGAGAUAAAGACUGAAUCCAAAGACGAAGCAGCCUCCUCCUCUUCCUCCUUGACUGAGGAGCAACAGGGCUUCACACCUGCCUCACAGAUCUACUCACUAAAGCGGAAGAGAAUAGGAGCAGGUCUGAGGGGCUCCUCCAACCCCUUCCAGACUGCCAGUGAGCUGCUGAGGGCCUCUAACUGUGAGGGCUCCACUACAGGUCCAGGGGCCAACAGUGGGACGGGGAGCGGGGGCCCUGACUGCCUGGCUGGGUCUGGAGAGUCAGCCGGUGAGGAGGAGAGGGGGAAGAGGAAGGAGACAAAUACUGGAGAUACAGCACCAACCAUCAGCUCCUCCAUCAGAGCUAAAGCCAGUGCAGUCUCUGCCUUCCUGAACAGUCCCACCAAGACAGGAGGCAAGGCCCUGAGCAAGAAGCAGAAGCUAGCAGAGGCUGCUAAGAACUCCCGCAACAUUACCCAGUACUUUGGGAAGAAACCGAUUGAAAAGAGUCCAGAGGUGGAGAUAAGAACCAAUGAUGCAUCUCAGGCCUUUUCAUUACCACCCCAGUCACUCCCCACUCAGGAAUUCACACCUGCUACUGUCUCUAUGGAUACCAUCCCUAUGGACACUAGUCCCAUGGAAAUCAUCCCCACGGAAACCAUCCCCAUUGAAACUAUUCCUAUGGACACCAUCCCCACAGAAAUCAACAACUUGGAUAAUGAUGAUGAGGAAGCUAAACUGGACUUGGACUCUAUCACAGUGCAAAAUGCACAUGAAAACAAGGCUAAAUCGUUGCUGAAACUAAGGCUAUGUGAGGACAGUGAAGAGAUGGAGGCCCUCCCUCCAGCCAAGCGCAGCUGCCCCCUACAGGACAGCAGGAAGAAGGUGACCUUUAACCCCAAAGUCCAGGAGACUGUACUGGAGCCAGGGAGCCCAAGCAAAGCCCCCAAGCCUGUGUCUCUGAAGGAGGUGGCUGACAUCGUGGUGCGCUGUCUAGACCCCUUCUAUACGCAGGGCAAGUUUGCCACCAAGGAGCUGUUCAAGUCAUUUGCCCGCUACUUGUCUCAUCUACUAGCAGAGGGGAGGAGUAGGGGAAGAGGUCAAGUGAAAAUGCAGGCCAGGAAUCUGAUAAAGAAGUUCUUCAGCAGUGUGAAGCGCUGUGAGAGUGAAGCAGACUGGAAGCACCUGAAGGGACCACACAGCACUGAGACCUCUGAACACAGAGGGAUGGGAGGAGGCGGGACUAUGAACAGAAAGGUGGAGGAGGAUAACAACCUGGGGGUCUGAUCCCUUCAUCCACUCUCGCUCUCUCCAACUGAUUCCCUCCCUCACAUCUCUCCCAGGCCAAGAUACUGAGCUGUUUCAGAGAUGAUAUGCUGCUAUGCUGUGUCAACUCCAGGCUCAUGCUGUCGUGGCGUGGAGAGCCGCUGUCAUGGCGGCUAUUAAACAUAUGCUGCUGCUGCUAUGGAACAAGUAGUCAUCCCUGCUCAACGCCGAACAGAGGUGGCUCUUUGUUUGAUGUUAGCACCGUGUGACUAGGACAUGGAUGCUAUAGCUAUACCAGGCCAAACCCUGCUGCUACCUGGUCUGUCAUUCUGCCUGACUAAAGAGGACAAACGGCUGGAUGUGUAACAACCACACUCUAUCCUUGAUUGAUUUUAGAGAUAUAAUUUAAUAUCUUUUUGUUGUUGUUAGUUUGUUGUUUUCAUGAGAUUCUAAAUGAGAACUUUUGUUUAUGCUGAGGAAUCCCCAAAAAUAUUAAUUAGUUUUUUUCUUUUUUUCCUUAUGGUUAUCUGGUACAAAGUUCUUAAAAGAUCAGAGCUGGCCACGUCUGCCUGUGCUGGUUGGUGACAGGGUGGGUGACUUUUCAAACAGUCAGUCAUUUCAAACAUGAUGGAAUCCAAAGAGCACUGUAUGCACCAAUGGGGGAAAACACCCAGCAUUCACAGAAAUGUAUCUAAACUAAACCCAGCCUUCACACACUAUUGCUCCAGGUGAGACCUGUACAAUAAAAUCUCUUAACACUGAAUGUCUAGUGGUUGUGACUAAUUGGCUCGUAGGCUAUAUACAAUUAGAUUAAGUGGAAAGACUGUUUUAUGGAGCAUAAUCUUCCCCUGUAUAGGGAAGGGGGUUGGGGAUCGUUACAGAAUGGAUCUGGGGAGAUAUCGGUGCAAAGCAC
Messenger RNA from Oncorhynchus masou masou (cherry salmon), 2521 nucleotides. Its product is annotated as ATP-dependent DNA helicase Q5-like. The transcript is spliced from 11 exons. The record is from RefSeq and is a predicted model, not a curated record. The coding region runs from base 1 to 1629 and encodes 542 amino acids. NCBI's taxonomy places the organism in Eukaryota, Metazoa, Chordata, Actinopteri, Salmoniformes, Salmonidae.